Notechis scutatus (mainland tiger snake) is the source of this 857-nucleotide messenger RNA. NCBI's taxonomy places the organism in Eukaryota, Metazoa, Chordata, Lepidosauria, Squamata, Elapidae. The record is from RefSeq and is a predicted model, not a curated record.
CGAUGAGGCGAGUGGUACGGCAGAGCAAGUUCCGGCACGUCUUCGGCCAGGCGGUGAAAAAUGACCAGUGCUAUGACGACAUCCGGGUGUCCCGAGUCACGUGGGACAGUUCCUUCUGCGCGGUCAACCCCAAAUUCGUGGCCAUCAUCAUUGAAGCCAGCGGGGGUGGGGCCUUCCUGGUUCUGCCUUUGUACAAGACCGGCAGGAUCGACAAGUCCUACCCCACCGUCUGUGGCCACACCGGGCCAGUGCUGGACAUUGACUGGUGUCCUCACAACGACCAGGUGAUCGCCAGCGGCUCGGAGGACUGCACGGUGAUGGUCUGGCAGAUCCCAGAAAACGGCCUCACGCUGUCCCUGACGGAGCCUGUGGUCAUCCUGGAGGGCCACUCCAAGCGAGUGGGCAUCGUGGCCUGGCACCCCACCGCCCGCAACGUGCUGCUCAGCGCAGGCUGUGACAACGCCAUCCUCAUCUGGAACGUGGGCACUGGGGAGCCCCUCAUCAACCUGGACGACAUGCACCAAGACAUGAUCUACAACGUCAGCUGGAACCGCAACGGCAGCCUCAUCUGCACGGCCUCCAAGGACAAGAAAGUCCGUGUGAUCGACCCCCGGAAGCAGGAGAUUAUGGCGGAGAAAGAGAAGGCGCACGAAGGCGCCCGGCCGAUGCGAGCCAUCUUCCUCUCCGACGGCAGCGUUUUCACCACGGGGUUCAGCCGCAUGAGCGAAAGGCAGCUGGCCCUCUGGAACCCGAAGAACAUGGGCGAGCCCGUUGCCCUCCAUGAAAUGGACACCAGCAACGGCGUCCUGCUGCCCUUUUACGACCCGGACACCAACAUCCUUUACUUAUGCGGGAAG